UUUAUUUUAGCUUAGCUCUCCGAAGUCGAUCCAUCUGGUAUGGCAGCCAAGGAUAAAAAGAUGAAAAAGACCGCCAGAGAGAGGAACGGUAGAGCAGAAACAGAGGUCAUGCUAGAGGACGAGCCCACAACAACCGAGCUAGAAACCAAACUAGGAGCUGUGGGUAUAUUCAUCUUAUCCUGUGUCAUAUACUUCAUUACCAUGUUUCCUGGACUGCCGAUGGGGGAUUCUGGCGAGUUUAUGGUGACAGCAAUAGACUUUGGAGUAGCUCACCCUCCUGGGUAUCCUCUCUUCACAUCCAUGGCCCAUUUAGCCAUAAAACUUAUCCCCUUUGGAACCCCAGCAUGGAGAGUAAGCCUGCUUUCUGUUCUAUUUGGGGCUCUGUUCAAUGUUACUGUCUACUAUGUUGUGAGUCUAGUUGGUAAGAACAGUGUCGUGGGUCUCAUGGCUGCCGGAUGGAUCGGAUUCUCCCGUCUAUUUUGGAUGUGGUCCAUACAGGGAGAAAUAUUCAGUUUAAACAACUUCUUCUGUGCGUUCAUUAUGCUCCGGGCUUACUAUUUCGAGAGCUGUUCAAAGGAAAAUAUCUUGUUUGAAGCUAAAAUCUCUGCUCUGACUUGUGGAUUAUCGUUAUCUAACCAACAUACCUCAGUCUUGUUCAUCGUUCCAUUUGCUCUGAGAGUAGCAUACAAAGUUUUGAUAGUCGAGGGGAAGUCACCUAGGGAUGCCUGUAAUAUCGCAAUGUAUGGUAUCGGUGGGAUGGCCUGGUAUUUGCAGAUGCCAAUAUCACAUUUCUUCUUCACACCACGAGUUACUUGGGGAGACUUCGGAAGUAUCAGCACAUUCCUUAAACAUAUGCUGAGGCUGGACUAUGGCAGCUCUUUCAAACUGGUGGCUGGAGAUACUCAGGGAACGUUUAUUUCAAACUUCAUUGCCUUUGUCAAGGACUCGUCUGCCGAACUAACAGUGCUACCCUGGGCUUUUGCUCUUUUCCUUAUUUACACCGUUACUACGAAAGUGCCUGGGCAUCUGUUUCGGACCACAGUGAAAGUUUUUCUAGCUAUGAUGGGCUGUUAUUUUGCAGUCUUCUGUUCUUUAGCUAACAUUGAGAAUCCUGCUGGACUCUCAAGGGGUGUUUUAGAAAGGUUCUGGAUGCAACCUUCCAUUGGUCUUCUUAUUUUAGCGGGGAUUGGACUUAGCAAAUUCAUCAUAUUUUUAUCUGAAAAAGUGCACCCGAUCCUGAAAAACAAAUACCUCCAACUUGCCCUAGCUAUCCUUAUCAUAUCCGUGCAGAUAAAAACAAACUACGAAGAAAACGACGAAUCAGACAACUGGUAUGCGCACCACUACGCGCAAUCAAUCCUCCCAGAGCUUCCAGAGAACAGUAUUUUACUAACUGGAGGGGACCUGCCCACCAAUGUGUUUAGAUACCACACCAUCUGUGAGCAGAUGAGACCCGAUGUCCGGGUUAUGGACAUGCAGUUCAUGGCUGCUGACUGGUUCAGGGAUGUCCUGGCUCCCACUACAUUUGCUGGCAUAAAUGUGCCUGGAGUUUACCGACCCUUUAAAGCUGCCGAUCUUGUUAAAGGCCAGUAUAAUCUAAAGGGGUUCCUUGACGCUAAUAUUGACAGUUUUGAUAUAUUUGUGUGUAAUUCUGUGAGACGUGAUGAAGGUAGCGACUAUGAGGUGCACUACAUGCUGAUCCCUUACAGAACUUGCAAGCGCUUCGUUAAGAGAUCUGAUGUUGUCAACCCUGUCGAGGUGGUAGAGAAGACCCCAAGCACAGUACUGGACGAGUGGCCGAUGCCAGAUAUCCGGAAAUACGAGGACCGAACCUGGGAACACACCCUGAAGGUGGCGUAUCUCAACAGCCUCUCAGAGAAGGGAUCCCUCAUGUGGCAGGAAGCUGUGGCUCACAAAAAUUCGAAUAAUCUCAGGUACUUAUUGGAACACGGAGCGGUGUUGCACGGCCAGGGAGUGUCUCAGAUAGAGACCGCCAUUGCAGAUGGACGGCUGGAGAGGGACGACUGGCAGCAUGUUUACACCAUCAUGGCCAAGAAUAUGGGACACUUUUGCAUGAUUCUCCACACAAUGGUAGCAGCCGAGGGUAACGAGACCAGACGACUAGAACUCGAGGAAUGUGGCAGGAAAUACUGGACUAUUUAUGUAAACUGGUCUGAAAUAUUGCGUAAUAAAGACGAGGUGGCACUGGUCAAGGAGUUGAGGAGAUAUUUGGCAAUGAAGUCUUUCAAAGGACUAAGGUUUAAUAUUUAGGUUCACGAUUCUAUAGGUCUACUGUCUAGGUUGUGUCAUUUAUUUGGGUAGUGCUCGUGUAUUUGAGCAAGAUAUUUGUUCCCAUUGUGAGUACAGUAGUGAGUAAAGUAGUAACUUGUGAUGGUAUUUAUUUGUAUUCCACUCGGAUUAUUUGAUUUGGGAACUUGGUAAUUUCUGUCGACGGACAUUAAACAAAGUUGACGGACAUUAAACAAAGCUGACCUACUAUCCUUCAACCGUGUGACCGUCCACUAAGUUUCAAUUCGAGUUUAAGCGAAGACAUGAUAUUCAUAAUAUUAAGUAUUUUACAGACCUUCAAAGGCCUAUUUUGUAAUAUUCAGUACACAAUCAUUAUUAUUAGCAUUACCAUAAAAACAUGAAUAUGUAUGAACAUCAGUGAUAUCAGUCAGAAAUGUUCAGUAAAAACAAUUAUGUUUGAAUUUUGCUGUUUGCAGUUGUUAUUUGUGUUGUUAAUACUUUAAUAUUAGUUUCGUGCAUGUGUUAUUUGUAAUGUAGUACCUUUUUGGGACCUUUACCGAUUGUUGAAAUUCAUCAUCGAGCGCUAUCUAGCGCUAGAUCGAGACAUUAAAAAGGUGCCACGCAAUUGGCGGCAUUGUAGCUAACUGGCGGUAUCUAACGUCAUCUAGCGUCAUUUCACGCUAGAUGACGAUAGAUGUCGAAUUUCAACAAUCGGUAAAUGUCCCCUUUUUGUUAAUUGAUAUUAUGUUAUUCUGUUCCUAUAGACUGAAUUAUUAUUUUCUUCGCAUUAUUUGAUCUUUUUCAUUACAAUUAUUGCAAAAAUUGAGUUGUUUCAAUAUAUGAUAUAGAUAAGCUUGGGAGUGUAGCUGGUUUUUAGCGAUUCAAGGGUUUCAAAAAUAUUAUCAAGUUAACUUUUGAUAUCUGAUCUUUUGUUUGUUUAGUUUUGAUUUUUGUUAAGAAAACGUCUUAUUGUAUCUGCUUGCUUGUGUUUUUAGGUAUUUAGUUAAUUAUUAUUAUUAAGUUAAUUAUGUGUUUUUGAUUUUAUGUGUAUGCUAUUUGUGUAAUUAUUUCUAAUAUGUAGUUGAUUUGAGUUAAAACGGUGUCUUAUCACGAAGUUGAAUAAUCCUCCUAUAUGAACCAUUAUUAUAUUGGUGUCGAUUGUGCUAUUAAUCCUAUUAUUAGAUAUUAUACUAAAGGAGGCGCUUUUGCACAUGCUUUAAAUGAAAUUUGAUAUUACUUAUAAUACUGUCGACUAUGUAAAUAAAGAUUAUUAUUAAUAGAAUUAUUUAUUCUAUCAUUGGGAUGUUAUUGGUUGUAAUUAAUAGAUAAUAAUAUUUAGUUAACUUGAUCACACAGGUCAUCCGUCAUCGUCAUAUUAUUUAACCUUUUAAACUUUG
Bolinopsis microptera is the source of this 3647-nucleotide messenger RNA. Its product is annotated as protein O-mannosyl-transferase TMEM260-like. The transcript is spliced from 4 exons. NCBI's taxonomy places the organism in Eukaryota, Metazoa, Ctenophora, Tentaculata, Lobata, Bolinopsidae. The coding region runs from base 40 to 2271 and encodes 743 amino acids. The record is from RefSeq and is a predicted model, not a curated record.